This is a messenger RNA of Aspergillus chevalieri, 213 nucleotides long. RefSeq lists its product as uncharacterized. Bases 1 to 213 code for a protein of 70 amino acids. The transcript has 3 exons. The record is from RefSeq and is a predicted model, not a curated record. NCBI's taxonomy places the organism in Eukaryota, Fungi, Ascomycota, Eurotiomycetes, Eurotiales, Aspergillaceae.
AUGUACUACCAAAACAGACCCACAGCAGUCACGAGAUACCCGUGCGUUUGCCCAUUCUGGCCUCGAAACGCCAGAGACUCCAAUAAUACUGUGCAUUACGAUCCGGCCCGGAAGCAGGAAAUCAACCUGGAGAACCAACCAAUCGACAACAUGGACGUUACCCACUGUACACUGGCCCCUUUUACCCCCGAUGACGAACGCGACACCGAGUAG